UGUGUGGAGUUUUUUAGGGCUGGAACGAUGGACUUCCAAAUAAUAACACAGGUCCUUCGAGACCAGUUGGGACAUUUGCUGAUGACAGUUUCUGAACAGAAGGAUCUGGUAAUAGACGGUGAACUAACAAAGCCAUUUGACAGGUUUGCCGGUAUUUCAUUCCUGAAGCAGCAUGGUGUCGAGAAGAUUUUCAAACUUGACCCUACUCAGAAAGUCAUUCACGGAAGUGAGAGAAGAAUUUACAUUGUUCGUGCUAAAAUGGUAACCAUGAAAGCAAUUGCGGAUCAAAUUAACGCGGAGCUGAAUCGGGGAGAUAAGCGUCUGUACACCAUAGUGUUAGUUCCAAGAAGAUUGGAACUUUGUGAAAUGAUUUUGGAAACUGAAGGCGUUUUGGGAUACGUAACUAUUGAAGAAUUACCACUGGACCUGAUACCACUGGAUACAGACCUGAUGUCUCUGGAAUUACCGGACUUUUUCUCUUCAUUUUACAUUGAUGAAGACUACACUUGGAUACAUACCGUGGCAUCUUCUUUGGUCAAUCUUGAAAAUUUCUUUGGCAUUAUCCCAGAUGUGUUUUGUGUUGGUAAGGGGUCCAAGAUGGUGUAUGAACUUAUGGAAUCAAUGAGAGGUCUUUCAGGAACCCCACACCCAGCUGACAUCAGAAGUCAGAUUGGGCAACUGAUUCUGGUUGAUAGGAAUGUUGAUUAUGUCACACCUCUCUGCACUCCAAUGACGUAUGAGGCGCUUCUGGACGAAAGAUUUAAGAUCGAGUGCAGUAUUAUCAAUUUCGGCCAUGAAGUCACUGGUAAAACACAAGAUGUGAAGCAACUGCUAACUUCUCAAGAUGAGGUCUACAGGGUCAUACGAGAUCGUCAUUUCUCAAAUGUGUUCACCUACUUGAGUUCCCAAACGAAAGAGUUACAAACUGGUUACGACAAAAAGAAAGAUUUGAAAACAGUUGGUGAUAUGAAGAGCUUUGUUUCAAAUGACCUCAAAGAUUUGAAGCAACAGCACCGAACUUUGACCUACCACAUUGGUGCUUGUGAAGCAAUAAUGAAGAAGAAGAAAAGUGAGGACUUUGAAGAAUACAUUAAAGCAGAGCAUAGCGUCCUGGAGGGAAUUGAAACCAAAGAAAAUCUAACAUACAUUGAAGAUAGUCUAUGUAGACAGGUUUCCAGUUUGUCACCAUUGAAACUACUGUGCUUGCUGUCCUUGACCCAAGGGGGAUUAGUGUCUAGCACCUACAAGAGCAUGACCAAUCAGUUCCUGCAAAGUAAGGGCUUUGAACACAUGGUUGACCUGUACCAACUCAAGAGAACUGGUCUCUUAGAAGAGCAGACGACCAGCCAGACUCCGGUCAAACCAAAGUCUCUACCAGGCAUAGCCAAGCCAUCACAGUUUAGAACACUUGCCAAAAAGCUAAAUCUGAUUCCAAAGUCACCAGAUGACAUCAACUUACGGAGUCCUAAUGACAUGUCAUAUGUCUUCAGUGGAGCAUACACACCACUGCUGUGUAAAGUUGUUGAACAGAUUCUAGAACGUGGUGGGCUUGCUGGCAUGGAGGAGAUAAUUAAGCUGAUACCAGGUGGCAUCAUCCGUCAUGAUAAGACACGACCCAACGGAAGCAAGAGCAAAUCUGACACUGUACUUGUUUAUUUUCUAGGAGGAUGCACCUUCAGUGAAAUUGCUGCUCUCCGAUAUUUAGUGCGACAGUUUAGUCGGAAAGUCGUCAUUGCCACAACUGCCAUUGUGACAGGAGAUUCCUUCCUAAAAGCUGUCCUGCAAUGAAAUUUUUAAAGAAACUGUUUGACAGUGCACUGUCUGUGGUAAAUUAUGUUAAAUAUCUGUGUGUGUAGUAAACAUGGAAAAAGAACAAGUGUUCAAAACAUUACUUAUUCUUUGUCAGUACGACAAUGUCUGGAGAGAAUGAGUGAAUACACGAAUCGGCUUUCCAUUUUGUCAUGACAGCAGAAAAUAUAUAAUUGAACAUUAUUAUCCGGUUAUGAGAUAAGUGUUUUAUGAGUUUGUAGUUUUAAUACACAAGCAUGAAUGUGAACGUUGUGAACUGAGCCUGAAGAAAGACUUCACCUUUAGAUGUUAUUCUAGUACAGUGUGUAUCACAGUGAUGCUGCUAUGUGAUAUUACUACAAACAUAUCAAGGAUUAUCAAACACUGUUAAUCUGAUGAUAAUCAUUUCAUCCUCUGUUACUUAAUCUCACUCAGUGAGGAUAAUGGACACAACAUAAUCAAUGUACCUCAAGACUUGUUUUGAUUUACAGAGUUAUGACCUAAACUACCAGUAGGUUGAAAAAUAUUUUCCCAUGUUAAGUUAUGGCUUUUAAUAUAAUUCAUUUAUACUGAUAGCAGCAGUAAAUGAUUUGGUUUUCCACUUUUCUAUAUAUUUGUACAAUUCAUCACAGAUGUCUCAGAUCAUAUGGAGAAAUAAUUGCUGAAACAACCAUGCAUAAUUAUAAUUAUGAUGACCUGGGUUUGAUUGAGAAAGUGUGAAGUCUAUUUCUUCGCAGCAUAAAGUCUGUGUCUUAUGUGUUUGGUAACAUUUCUUUCUCUCUCUAAGAAUAAAUAGGAGUCAAGAAACAUUGUAACAUUAAAAUGUGAAAAAGACCAUUUUGCAAACAUUUGGUUUUGAAAUGUUGUAAAAAAUGAUGUUAAACCAAACACACUCCCUCAUGUGAUAGCUAAGUCACUAUUGUGUAUGUAUAUAUACAGUGUCAGGUGUGAACUGCUCACACUGGUGUUGCACAGUUACCUUGUAUACUAAUUCGAAGGUAGAAACAGGUGAUCAUGUUGAUGACAUCUGGUAUGAUGAUUAUUGUUCCUAAAACAAGUCUGACUUUUCUACAAGUUUAAAUGGAACUGUUUGACAGUGCUGCUGGGAUCCUACCACCAGCUCUUGCUCCCAAUACACCAGUAACCAAGCUUGGUCAUGGACUGCUUCUUUAAAGAACAAAACAACAAAUAUGCUGCAUACUAAAUCAGACUGAUCAGCCUGACGGUACUGUGAUAUUCCAGAUGUACUGAUGACAGUUUUCUCUCGUUGACAUAUGAGUAUUAUGAGGGUGUGUUGCUGGUUUACAUGGACAGUGUUCAGUUCAGCAUGAUGCAUUCAAGGGAGAUAAUCCCAGUUGUCCUCAUGGCUGCCUUUAUAAAUAGGUUACCCUGCUCCAAAGUACUAUCGGAAAACUGGAUAAUACAAGAAUCUGCUACAUUCCGCCUUCCUGUUGUAAGCAAAUUUAAACUGUUAUUCAUCAUUAAGUGAAAUAAACUAUCCUCUCUAAAU
Molecule: messenger RNA, 3298 nt
Organism: Haliotis rubra (blacklip abalone)
Lineage: Eukaryota; Metazoa; Mollusca; Gastropoda; Lepetellida; Haliotidae
Product: vacuolar protein sorting-associated protein 33B-like
Exons: 1
Coding region: 28-1788 (586 amino acids)
Biological process (GO): vesicle-mediated transport; intracellular protein transport
Cellular component (GO): CORVET complex; lysosome
Source: RefSeq, a predicted model, not a curated record